AACUCAGCAGUUCUCUUUUGGUAGACAACUAGCGAACGUGAAGUUGGGUUGUGUUGUGCCGGUUUGAUUUCCUUUUAUUUAAAUAUUAAAUUCUGUGCUUUAAAAUUAUCUUAUUAGUGGGAAAAUGGCAUUAAUUCGUUUCACUGCCAAUAAAUUACAGGAUGCGCAGAAGCUGACUUCACCUUUGACUACUUAUAUUCGUAAUAUCUCAGCGGCAUCAAAUAACUUACGAGAUGUUUUACAAAAUAAAAUCCCGGCUGAACAAGAAAGAGUCAAGAAAUUUCGUAAGGAACAUGGAAGUACAAAAGUUGGAGAGGUUACAGUUGAUAUGAUGUAUGGUGGUAUGCGUGGUAUUAAAGGUUUAGUUUGGGAACCUUCAGUAUUGGAUCCUGAUGAGGGUAUCCGAUUCCGUGGAUUAUCAAUUCCAGAAUGCCAAAAAGUUUUACCAAAAGCUCCUGGCGGUAGCGAACCUCUUCCAGAAGGCCUUUUUUGGCUUCUAGUCACUGGUGAUGUACCAAAUGAUAAUCAAGUUAAAGAAUUAUCAAAAGAAUGGGCAAAACGUGCUGCAUUACCAAAUCAUGUUGUGACAAUGUUAAAUAAUAUGCCAACAACAUUGCAUCCAAUGUCACAAUUUUCAUGUGCUGUAACAGCACUUAAUCACGACAGUAAAUUUGCAAAAGCAUAUUCACAAGGUGUAAAUAAAGCAAAAUAUUGGGAAUAUGUAUAUGAAGAUAGCAUGGAUUUAAUAGCUAAAUUACCAGUUGUCGCUGCAACAAUUUAUAAUAAUACUUAUAAAGGUGGAAAAGGUAAUCAAACAAUUGAUCCAAAUUUAGAUUGGUCAGCUAACUUUUCAAAUAUGUUGGGUGUAAACAGCUCUAAUGAAUUCACAGAAUUAAUGAGAUUAUAUUUGACAAUCCAUAGUGAUCAUGAAGGUGGAAAUGUAUCAGCGCACACAACACAUUUGGUUGGUUCCGCUUUGAGUGACCCAUAUCUUUCCUUCGCAGCUGGCUUAAAUGGAUUAGCUGGUCCUUUACAUGGUUUAGCCAAUCAAGAAGUACUCAUUUGGUUAUUAAAACUUCAAAAAGAUAUUGGAGUAAAUGCAACAGAAGACCAAAUGAAAGAUUUCAUCUGGAAAACAUUGAAAUCCGGACAAGUUGUACCCGGUUAUGGUCACGCUGUUCUUCGUAAAACUGAUCCAAGAUACACUUGCCAACGAGAAUUCGCCUUGAAACAUCUACCAGAUGAUCCCUUAUUCAAACUUGUAUCAACAAUUUACAAAGUAGUACCUCCAAUUUUAACUGAAUUGGGUAAAGUUAAGAACCCAUGGCCAAAUGUUGAUGCUCAUUCUGGUGUUCUUUUGCAAUACUAUAAACUUAAGGAAAUGAAUUAUUAUACAGUUCUUUUUGGUGUAUCACGUGCUCUUGGUGUAUUAGCUUCCUUAAUUUGGGAUCGUGCUUUAGGUUUACCAAUUGAAAGACCAAAAUCAUUAUCAACAGAUUUGCUUAUAAAAGCUGUUAAAAAAUGAAAAGUUUUCCAUUAAUUUUAUUUUUAAUUUAACAUUUUUUAUUUUAGAAAUCAUCCCUCCCUUAUCGUCCGAAAGUUUUUUUUUUUCUUAAAAUAAUUUAAAAUUAUUCAUACUGACUAAUAGAUUUACUAUUGUAACUAUUGUCGUGAGUCUUACAAAAUGUUGUUAUAGCAUUUUAUAUACAUACAUACAUAAAUCAUUAAGAAUAUAAAAUAUUUGAAAUGUAUAUUUUUUAAUUGAAAUUGCUUUUACUUUCCUAUAAUUUAAAAGGUAUAACUGUAAUCAAUUCAUUUAAAUAGGAAACGUAAAAACAUUUUUAAUUUCGUUUUAAGCAUAAUGAAGCAAAGAUUAAUAUUUAUUUUAUUUACCAAGAAUAUUUUCGAAUAAAAUUCAUCUUGGUUGGUAAUUUAAUUAGCUGAUAACUGAUACAAACUGCAAUUCAUUUAAUUUAAUGAGCUACAUACAUGUUUUUUUUUGGAUUUGGUUAAAUUAAUAAGAAAAAUGAGCAUUAAAACGCUUUGGGAAAUAUACUUAAUUUUAUUAUUUAUAUUAUUGAAAAGUGGAAGUGUAAAAUAUUUAAUUUGUCAAUUAUUAUAAUUAUUUUUAAUUUUUUUAUUUGUUAAUUUCUUAAUUAUGUUGACUUACAAAUGUAUUAAAUUAUACAAAACAAAUUAAAUAUAACCACCAAAUCAA
Molecule: messenger RNA, 2218 nt
Organism: Condylostylus longicornis
Lineage: Eukaryota; Metazoa; Arthropoda; Insecta; Diptera; Dolichopodidae
Gene: kdn
Product: probable citrate synthase 2, mitochondrial
Exons: 5
Coding region: 125-1525 (466 amino acids)
Biological process (GO): carbohydrate metabolic process; citrate metabolic process; tricarboxylic acid cycle
Cellular component (GO): mitochondrial matrix
Source: RefSeq, a predicted model, not a curated record